AUGUAUGCCAGUGAGGACAACAGAGAAACUCAGACCAACAGAAACAAAAGGAACACCGGUACAGUAACUGCAGAAAAUAUGCACAUUGGAGAUGAUGCGGAGAUGUCUCACUCACAUACAGCAGAUCCUCAGAACCGAGGAUUCUACAGGCUGACUGCUGUGUGUCUGGGGCUGCUGUGUGUUCUGCUGCUGACUGGCAUCACAGUGCUGUGGGUCAAGUUCACUGCAGAGAGAGACCAGCUACAGAGCAGAUUUGUGGAAAUGACAAUUGAAAGAGCUCAACUGAAUGCCAAUUACAACACUGAGAUGCAUCGGCUUCAGAAUCAGAGAGAGUGCCUUCAAAACUUUUCUAAUUUGGAGAAGGCAGCACAGCAGGGCUGGACAUUUUUCAAGACCAGUAUGUACUUCAUCUCUACUGAAAGGAAGAUCUGGAGUGAGAGCAGACAGGACUGCAGAGAGAGAGGAGCAGACCUGGUGAUCAUAAACAACAGAGAAGAACAGAACUUCACCGAAACUCUGAGACGAGGACAGAUGCUUUGGAUUGGUCUGACCGACAGUGAGACAGAGGGGGUCUGGAAAUGGGUGGACGGCUCAGCUCUGACCUCUAGGUUCUGGGCACGUGGGGAACCCAACAGUAGAGGAGGAGAUGAGGACUGCGCCAUAACUGAACAUAACUGGGCUGAUUAUCACUGUAGAAUCAGGUUUAUGUGGAUUUGUGAGAGAAAUGUUUCUAAAUGUGUGUUAGAGUAAAUGGUGCCAAAUACCAGGAAUAUCAACGAUUGUUUGGAUCUGUAAGGGAAUAUUUUUUGACCAGUGUGCUUAUUGUUUUUCAUGGUAGAAGAGAAACAGGAUAGAGGGAGUCAGGAGUUAACAGUGCUGCAAACUCCUAGAAUCAGAUUUUGAAAACUUUAGAAUUGUGUAAUGGUGUUAGUUUAAAGACGAUGGCAAGUUUGUGAAAAGAUUCUAUAGCUUUUUUUUAAUAGCUUUAAAAUAUCAAGCAUUAAUGUUUCUGAGAGUUCUGUCUGUCCUGGGAGGUAUUUCACGUAGGGCGCUUAUAAAAGCUCAGCUUAUUUGAAUUAGCCUAACUUAAUUUAGCCAAACACGCUCUACAACAGGAAUCCAGGUGAGAUCUGUUCCUGCCAAUUCAAGCUGCAACUUAGUAAACGAGGCUCAUGCAGCCCAGAGAGUUGAGUGCAGAUAGAUAGACAUAAAUGUUAUUAUACAUUUUUUAAUUAUCAAAACAUUCACAGAUGUUCAGCUUCUUUCAGGUUGUAAGUCAGUAUCCCUUAUAACUCUGCUAUCAAUGUGAUGUGGGUGACUAAGAGAUACUGAAGAUGGUUAAAUCUGGACUCUAAGUGAUAAAGUGCAGGUUCACAUCCUCACAGUAGGCCAGAAAAUAUGCACAGAAGAGUAAACAUUACAGUUCCAUUUAUACAGACAAUAGUAACUAAUAUUUUGGGGUCUUUAAUAUUUUAUCCUGCAUAAACUUCUGACUUUAGUGUUUAAUUAUAUAC
Messenger RNA from Pygocentrus nattereri (red-bellied piranha), 1514 nucleotides. RefSeq names its product hepatic lectin-like. Lineage: Eukaryota; Metazoa; Chordata; Actinopteri; Characiformes; Serrasalmidae. The transcript has 5 exons. The coding region runs from base 1 to 750 and encodes 249 amino acids. The record is from RefSeq and is a predicted model, not a curated record.